This is a messenger RNA of Saccostrea cuccullata (small rock oyster), 3020 nucleotides long. RefSeq lists its product as uncharacterized. The transcript has a single exon. Lineage: Eukaryota; Metazoa; Mollusca; Bivalvia; Ostreida; Ostreidae. Bases 164 to 2719 code for a protein of 851 amino acids. The record is from RefSeq and is a predicted model, not a curated record.
AUACAAUUCUUUAUCUGAAACACCUCAACUCUUUUUAAGAAGGGAUGAACGAAUUUAUGGAAGAUGUUUGACAGUCGAUGAAGUAGACAGAGAAGUAUGGUUGAGAUAUUCAUUCGAUAUUGAUGGAUGCGUUUUGGAAUUAAAAUCUUUGACAGCAAUUAGAAUGCCAGUGAGACAUAUUACUCUGUUUCCCCACGAUCAUGCCAGUUUACGGAAUGUUAGAAGCGUUUUGAAAAAACAUAUAAAAUUACCACAGUAUAGUAAAAGCGAACUCAUGACAUUUUCAAACAGCCUAGGCUUUCAAUUAUUCUAUGAGAGGGGAUGGGAAUGUUGGAUAGGAUUAAUUCCUGUGCACCAAAUGCAUUCAGUUGCGUUAUCAAAGCAGCAAGUAAGACAACAAACCUUAGCCACCUUUUUCCAGCUGAGGGAAAGUUUUAAAACUUCACUAAUGACACUUGCCUUGAGGGGGGAGGCAACGAGAACUCUGCAAAAGAAUGACAUUAAUGACGCUCGAAAAAUGUUCAUUUUACCUGAUGACUGUUGUCCCAUACUCGAAGCAUUGCAAACAUCUUUAGACGAACUGCCUCAAAGUGGAUUUUUAAGACCAAUCAUAUUUUGCUUCAGAUUUGGUGAAAAAAUGACAUGUGGGCUAUCCUUGUCAGAUUUCUUUACCGAAUUAAUACUGCGUACAACUAUUCAUGUUGCCGGAAACAUUUUGUCAGACAGUGAAGACGUUGAUCUGCUUUGGUCCACAGUAGGUUUGGAACAAGUUAUUGGCCACAGAGGAACACUAAGUAGCUGCUUAUCGUUCACAGACUGCGGUAAUUAUCAGAGCAAUUUAGAUGGCAGAGCAAUGGAUGUUAAAGAUUGUUUGAUGAAGAUUUGUCGUUUUCCACAAGAUGUUCAAUUUGUACAGCUUUAUGCUGACAUUCCACACCGGCAACCAAAUGGACGAUAUCAUCCAGUGUCUGGCUGCAUUGUUGGGGGUAUGUGUUUCCCACGAUCGACAGCGGAAGCAUUUCUACGUGACGCAGAGCAUUAUAUAUCAACAUUACAAAGUAACUGGACAUUGCUGAGGAAAAGUGCAUGUAGGAUAGAAUUUGUCGUCUCACAGGAUUCUGUUGCAGACCAUUUGCAUGCCUUGGAUUUUAUUGAUAUAACAAAUCUUGAAUUUCUGUUAGAAAGUUGUCCUAUGUUGGUGCCUUUUCCCAGUCAAAUUCUCACAUGCAUUAGACAUUUGGGCUUAUGGAUUUGCAAGGAACUUCAGGAACUUUUGAACGAGUAUCAGAAAACAGGAAAUGUGCUUGCUACCUGGCAAUCCUACCAGUUAGAACUAGCCUCAGAAAAAAUGUUGUGGGGAAAACCACUUUGUGGAAGGAGCACAACAUACUCAAUAAAUCUGGGACCCGGCGCUCUUGGACCCAGUCGGAGUGUGAGUGACCACUUUGGAUUCCUAUCUUUAGAAGUGUACUCAACCUGUAUGCAAAACGAAUAUAGUAUUCCACCACCAGAAAUAUGGACAACAUCUGAGGCUAUAAGUAAGAUGAUAACACGAUCAGUGGGAUUACACGAUCACUUGGAUGGCAGCUACGGAGUUAUUGGUAGACAUCUGGUCGUUGCCUUACUACAUGACUUGCACGAAACUGGCAAGAUGGCUAGUUAUGUUCUGUUUGAAGAUUUCCUAAGACAGAUGAAGUCCUGUAAGACCACUUUUAAUACAGUAGGAGCUGUAACCCUCAAGUCGCUAGUAAAACUGCUAACAACAAACAGGAGAACUAAUGCCCAAAUGGUUUUUCCCAGCUUGAACUUACUUUUGGAUAAAAGUAACCUUCCAUUGGCAGAGAUCAUAGAGGCCGGAUUACUGGAACUGGAGCUUAAACAUUUUCCCGCGGUGACCACAUACGACAAACAUGGAAACAUGACCCUUACUUGGUCCUUUAAGGACAAGUUUUGGGCGGUUGUGUAUGACAAAGAAUCGACAGAUAUCACCGAAGCUACACUAAUUACAAUAUCUGAUCUAGUUAAAGGUGAACUCGAAAAACGGGGCCUUGUGUAUCCAAGCAAAAUAAAGAAAACACCAAAGAUACUUCCCUGGGUAUCAAUGUGUCUUCGAAAGUUGAAAAGAGAGAAAAUGGACAUGGAUCAAACAGUGAUAACAAUGACGUUCAUAAGCUGUAUUGCUCUUUUGAUGCAGGGCCAUUUCGUUGAAUAUGACAGGCUAGUGGUUCUUAUGACUGAUCUACCCUUACACAAGAACAAGUUGAUUGCAUUAGAGAUUUUGUCCAAGUUACAAUUGGCCAAUUUUAGAUUCCGCAAUUUGCAGUUGAAUCGCUUGCACUUUACAAUCCCACAUAAACUGGAAAUAUUGACAGGAGAAGAACAGAAAACUAACAAAAAGGACGAGAGAAAGGAAACAGAACAGGAAGUCGCAGAACUACCUGGAAAUGUCACUGAUGAAUAUGGUGAUCGCGAUGAUGACCCCAUUCUUUUUGAUAAAAACAUAGGACUUCGGAGAACUUCCUCCUGCUACCCGAUUUCCACAUCUUAUAAAGCUCCCUGGUCGGCACAAGAGCUGGAAUUCCUGCAUGCUCAAAGCUUGGAGAAGAUAAGCGUUCACCAAAAAUACGAACACUUUAAAUUACAGUGUUUAAAAUCAAAUAUUCCUUUCCGUACGUUCAGGGCUUUCGAAACAAAACUGAAGAGAGUUUCAAAUAAAUAAGCACAUUUAAACACACCGAAAUGUUUUGACGCUUUUAUAAACUUUCUCAAGUCAGAAGAUAUAACAGUUUUGGACGGAAAUGUAGGAGUUAGAGAGAUAAUUCGAGAUGAUACAAAAAAAAAACAUUUAUGAAUUGUUUUUUUUAACAUUUAACAGUUGUUGACCUAUAAUAAUUUAUUACUGAUGAAAUGUCUGAUGUUAUGAAUAUUUGCAAUGUCUACAUAUGAAAUUAAUAAAGGUCAUGAGAGUUUUUCCAAUUUAUUUCGUAUCAGAUUACAUAAUUUUGCGUUAAAUCCGAUUC